Messenger RNA from Dendrobium catenatum, 1104 nucleotides. RefSeq lists its product as uncharacterized. The coding region runs from base 1 to 1104 and encodes 367 amino acids. The record is from RefSeq and is a predicted model, not a curated record. Gene Ontology annotation, molecular function: catalytic activity. The transcript has 2 exons. NCBI's taxonomy places the organism in Eukaryota, Viridiplantae, Streptophyta, Magnoliopsida, Asparagales, Orchidaceae.
AUGGAGUCGUUUAGUAGGAAAGAAGUUGAUUGUAUUGCUGGUAAGGAGUGGGAGUUUGUUUUUGAACCUGCUAUUGGGAAUGCAGGUGGCAUUCUUAUCUUGUGGAAAGUUGCUGUUCUCUCCUUUCAGUUGUCUUUUAAAACUCAUCAAUGUAUUAUGGGGAAGGUGAGUGGUUCCAAUGGGUUGUUGUUGGAAGUUGCAGUUGUUUAUGCUAAUAAAGACAGAUAUGUGAGGAGGCAUGUUUGGGAAGAUAUUUCCAAGGCUCAUAAUUUGGAUGCUCCCUUGCUAGUUGGGGGAGAUUUCAAUUGUAUCAUGUCACAAGAAGAAAAGAAGGGAGGUAAGGCUUUUCAUUUCUCUGGUGCUGCUGGGGAUAUGGCUGAUUUUAUGGCAGCAAAUGACUUGGUGGAUCCAGGCUUUUCUGGUCCUGCUUUUACCUGGACUAACAACAAGGAUGCGAGGAGCAUAAUUUUCUCUAGAUUGGAUCGGUUUUUGGUUAGCUCUCCAAUCUUAGAUUCUUUCCAAGGGUUGAAGGCUUGGCAAUUAGUUUGGGAUAAAUGGAGAGUGGAUGAUGCAGGCAAUGAAGCUCUUAAGCUCAGGAAGAAAUGCCAAAGAACUCUCAAGGCUCUCUUCUUCUGGAGUAGGGAUAAAAUUAAGAUGCUAAAUCAAUUGAAGGAGGAUCUGGACAGGGAGAUUAAAUUUUUACAGGACUUGGAAUGUUCACCUGCCGGAUUAACUGAAGUUCAAGCUGAGGCUUUAAGGUAUAAGGUUCAAUUGCUGAACAGUACUCUUGCCCGUAUUAUGUCUUGGUGGAAACAACGAGCAAAAGUAAAAUGGCUUGAGGAAGGUGAUGAGAACACUAGGUUCUUCCAUUCAAUGGCUUCAGCUAGAAAGAGGAGUAAUUUUAUUGAUGUUUUAAAGCAGCCUGAUGGAUCAAUUGUAACAGAACAAAUGCAGAUUUCUGAAAUGAUUCAUUGUUUCUUUGAGAAGAAAUGGUGUGGUAAUGCUAUUGUGGAGGAUGGAUGGCCUUCCCUUGGCUCCCAUUGUGAUAUCUUGGUUGAAGUGGUGGGUUUUCUUGAGAGUACUGUCACUAAAGAGGAGAUAUAG